UGCUGUUUAAGUAUCCAUACGAAUACGAAGAAAGCAAAAAGGUGUCCUCAAAAGCACUUGGAAAUCCGUAUGCUCUUCAACAUUUGCAACACAAAAGCCCGGUUAAAGGAAGUGGACCUCUCGCUUGCAAGGGAUCUUUUGUAUGCACUUUCCCACAGACAGGAAAGCACAUACCACAGACUUUGACUAGUUGUGGUGCACUGGUUGAAACAAGAAAAAACCCAAUCAGCUGAAUGGAUCCACCGAGGUGGUUCGAUCCUGCAACCCAAACGAGCACUGAACUGACAGGUUUUUUGAUAACAUCCUUGCAAACCUGCUAGCAGUGAAAUCGCCCUCCCUGUGUAAGGAAAAGUUUGACUUGACGAUAGACGACCUUCGUUUUAUCGGCUACCCGAUGCAGUUACAUCACGUGGCGUCUAAACAGUCGACAUCUGGUCACAUGAUCAUCACAGUCAAUGUAGUCUUUGUCCUCAAGGCUGAGGUAAGCACUUCAGUGAACGACAGUUAUUUAGAGCUGGCAAAACAGCUGACAGUUGCCAUUGGACACGAGGAGCGUCGGUGCCAGUAUCUGUCGCUACAAGCCAAGAUCAUGAUGGCCGCCAACGAUGAGGUUGCAGCACUGCCCGAAGACUGCCUCGUGUCUCCCUACAAGCUGAUCCUAGAGAGGAGUCAGUUGGCGCAGGAACUCAAGAAGGUUUACGAUAGUGUGUUGGCUACUGGCAUCGUUCAGUUCCAUAUGAACAAGUGGGUGGAAAUUAACUUCUGUCUGCCACACAAGAUUCACACAAUUCAGCUGGGCACAAAACUUCUCCACAUAGAGCCUGAGGUCAUCCACAGGUGCCUUGCAGCUUUGAGACCUUACCAUGGUAUGCUGCUAAUGGUUGAAAAACAAACCAUUCUCGACUCGCUACCCAUCGACUGCGCUCCAACGCUCACUCGACUCAUCAAGAUGGCUAGCCCAGUGAAGAGCUUACAAACAUUGUCAUUGGACGCUGAUCUCAACCUAUCACAGGUUUUUCAGCUAGUUUGUCACCUGGUGUACUGGGCGAAGGCGACGGUCAUUUACCCUUUGUGUGAAACCAACGUCUAUGUUCUCUCGCCUCAAGCAAAUACCUUAGUAAAUUCUCCUCUUGUUGAAGAGUUCACAGAACAUUUUCCAGGGAGAUCACUCCAUGUAGAGAUGUCAGAGUUCUCUCUCCCUAGCUAUCUGCGUGAAAACAGAAACAUCCCACAGAGGUCAGAUCAUCAGGCGCAACGUGUCCAACUAGUCGUGUGGAUGCUACAACAUCGCCUACUACUGCAGCUUCACACCUACAUCUUCCUCGUCCCUCAGAAACCCGCGGCUGCACCGUCGCAGUCUGAUGAGGAUGUUGUGAAAGCCAAAGUUCAGGUGGUGGAGGAGUCGGUGUUGUCAGUGCUGAUGGAAGACAUGGGCUUACGCAUCACCUCUAGUAUCUCAGAUGCUGCGUCAGUGAACAGUGACGAGAGUGUUGGUCCGACUGGGUCGAUGCAGCUCAACAUGUUGUCUAAGUCUCCGUCGGUCGGUGAGAUGGCCAGUGAUGGGACCGUCAUCACCGAGGAAACCAAGGCUCAGUGGCGUCUGCAGGAUUCCCUUCUCAACAGCCUCACUCCCGACGUCAAGGCAGCCAUCUUGAAAUGUCCAGCAGCAAGAAAUGUGGAGGAUUUGAAGUUAUUUGCUAGGUUGAGUCCUUACUUCAACGGGAAGCACCACCUGGAGGAGAUCAUGUUCUACGAAAACAUCACACGCUCACACCUGCUCACCCUGCUUGACAAGUUCAAAGACGUCCUCAUGACCUGCAACCAUCAGGACCCAGCCACCGAAUUCUACGCUGGAUGACACAACUGACAGUCGUGAGUUUGGAUUGGUCAGUACGAAGCACAUCCUCCCUUUAUCUGAUGGACAUGAUUUCUGAUCUCUCAGUAUAUAAUGAUAUUUACCCUCUGACAGAUACGAGUUGUGAUUGGUCAGUGUAUAGUGGCAUCUACACUACAUUUGACAGAAGUGAUUGGUUAAUAUAUAAUAGCACCCACUCUACAUCAGACAGACAUGAUUUAUGAUUGGUCCGUGUACACUGCGUCUACACUACAUCUGACAGACGUGACUUGUGAUUGGUCAGUGAUUAACCAGGAUCUGGAAAUGAAACAGCUUGCUGGCUUACUUUGAUGUCUUGUGAAAAAUAUAUACUCACAGAAAAAAGUUCCUGUACUCCAAAUAAAAUGGUUUCAAACCUAAUGUACAAUUUGUAAUUUGACAAAGAUGAUGACUUCAACAUAAUUGUGCAAAUUGACUCAUGUUUACCAAUGAUUUUUCCUUCAUAAUUAUCAUUACACGUACUGCUUGUGCAAUACAUGCAGAGAGACUUAUUUCCUUAAGUAUAUAACGGGAUUCAGCCAACUUCUGACAGUGAAUACCUGUUUGAUACAAAACUUCCCGACAGCAGUCACACUGCGGACUGGACUGUGGAGUGGACUGCGGACUGGACUGUGGAGCAGUGGUUAGACCAUCAGGAUUAACGCUGGUAGGUUCUGGGUUCAAGUCCCACUACCUCAUCCACUCAGAGUGAGCUUCAACAACCCAAUGGAGAGGUGAAGGCCACUACAGUGACCUCUUUCUCACAGACCACUAACAGUUAAACAUUACUGGACGGUCAGAUAGCACAAAUGACUGAGGUGUGUGCCCAGAACAGCGUGCUUGAAAAUUAAUUGUAUACAAUCACUGAAAUCAAGUUAAAAUGGAUGAAAAUCAGCCUGUAGAGUCAACAGUGGUUGCUGAUACCGAUGUUAGAUGUUUAUUUCUUGGUCCGUAUGGAUUGUGAUCCACGAUUCACCAUGCAACACAGGUGCCUGACAGUGUUUAAACAGACUUUUAUUUCAAUCGGUCUUUGGCAGAUUCCAUGGGGAAACUUUGAACGUGUACUCAAUAUGGGCAUGUUUGAUCCUUUGAUGGAUCUAAACCUGUGUCAAACGGAUGGUUGAUUCAAGACGUGAAUUCAGUACAAACAAACCCAGUCUAACAAAUAUCUAAAACAUGUAAUAAAAAUAUCAAUACAUUUACUUGUAUUUAGUAGUUGGAAACCACCUUGAUACUCCUUCACCAGAUUGGAUUUUACAGACGUUUGACUAAACCAAAGAGCAUGAAAUCGCCAUUCUACCUGCUUGUAAGAGUAUGAAUAAAUCAAAUGCAUA
Gigantopelta aegis is the source of this 3207-nucleotide messenger RNA. Its product is annotated as GATOR complex protein NPRL3-like. Gene Ontology annotation, cellular component: GATOR1 complex. Gene Ontology annotation, biological process: negative regulation of TORC1 signaling; cellular response to amino acid starvation; positive regulation of autophagy. Bases 395 to 1858 code for a protein of 487 amino acids. The transcript is spliced from 15 exons. Lineage: Eukaryota; Metazoa; Mollusca; Gastropoda; Neomphalida; Peltospiridae. The record is from RefSeq and is a predicted model, not a curated record.